This is a messenger RNA of Nerophis lumbriciformis (worm pipefish), 2987 nucleotides long. It is a transcript of the gene slc28a1, whose product is annotated as solute carrier family 28 member 1. NCBI's taxonomy places the organism in Eukaryota, Metazoa, Chordata, Actinopteri, Syngnathiformes, Syngnathidae. Gene Ontology annotation, molecular function: nucleoside:sodium symporter activity. Gene Ontology annotation, biological process: nucleoside transmembrane transport. Gene Ontology annotation, cellular component: plasma membrane. The record is from RefSeq and is a predicted model, not a curated record.
AAUGUGUCUGUCAAUUAGUGAUAAGGUGAGGGCAUGGAGGGGCAGGCUAUAUUUCCCUGCAUGUGUGCAAGUGCAGCAUUUGGCAGCACAGUUGAGGAGCACGCACAAUGAAGGAAAGCAACAGAAUUGAACCUAAGAACGGGAAGGGAGUGUGCAACCAGGCGUUUGAAAUAGAGGAAGGCUGCAUAGGAGAUCCUGGCAGCAGCAAAAAGCAAGAGGAACAGUCUAGAAAAGGACUGGGCUCAUAUUUAAGCCAAAUUUCCAAGCCGAUUUACGCCACCGAGGAUUACCUGAAAGCUCACUCCAAAACCUUCAAGCACGCAGUCUUGGGCAUACUCGGAGCAGGGUAUGUGGCAUAUUUCAUCACCGCCUGUGUUUUGGAUUUCCAGAGGGCCACAGCGCUGGUGGUCCUCACCUGCCUGGCAGUUACGUCCAAGUCCUACGACCUGGUGAAAAAGUACAAGGGGGAGAGUAUCAGUCGUUGUUUCGAACCUGCGCUGGAAUGCUUCACAUCUAAUUUAAGGUGGAUUAAAUGGGUCUUCAUCGUCAUUGUGGCGAUUCUGCUCAUACUGUGGUUGACGCUAGACACCAUAAAACGCCCUGAACAGCUUAUUUCCUUUGGCGGCGUGUGCAUGUUCAUCCUGCUCCUGUUCACCUGCUCAGCACACAGGACAGCGGUGACAUGGAGGCCAGUGUUUUGGGGUCUGGGCAUGCAGUUCUGCAUUGGACUUUUCGUCAUCAGGACACAACCUGGACUCAUCGCUUUCCAGUGGCUCGGACGACAAGUGCAGAUCUUCCUGGACUACACCAAAGAAGGCUCCUCGUUUGUUUUCGGAGAAUUGAUCGGAAGCAUCUUUGCCUUUCAGGCUCUGCCAAUCGUUGUGUUCUUCAGCAGCGUGAUGUCGGUGCUUUACUUUCUGGGCAUCAUGCAAUGGCUCAUUGUAAAGAUCUCCUGGGUUAUGCAGAUAACAAUGGGAACCUCUCCCACAGAGACCUUGAGCAUAGCAGGCAAUAUAUUUGUCGGCCAGACAGAAGCGCCUCUGCUCAUUCGGCCCUACUUAAAGAAUAUGACCAAGUCUGAGAUCCAUGCUGUCAUGACGGGAGGAUUUGCCACAAUUGCCGGCAGCGUCAUGGGCGCUUUCAUCUCAUUUGGGAUCGAUGCGUCCUCCUUGAUAUCAGCCUCAGUUAUGGCUGCUCCAUGUGCGUUGGCCAUGUCCAAGCUGUCUUACCCAGAGACAGAAGAGAGCCCCUUCAAGUCAGAGAAGAAUGUUGAAGUAUCUUGUGGAGAUGAGCAGAACAUCCUUGAGGCGGCCAGCAGUGGAGCUUCAGCAUCCAUAGGCCUGGUGGCCAACAUCGCAGCAAACAUCAUCGCCUUUCUCGCCAUCCUGGGCUUCAUUAACGAGGCUCUGAGAUGGCUGGGAGCGAUGGUGGGCUAUCCUGAUGUCACCUUUCAGUUAUUCUGCUCAUACAUCUUCAUGCCCGUGGCCUUCAUGAUGGGAAUCCCGUACGAGGAGAGCUUCACCGUAGCCGAGCUGAUCGGCACCAAGCUUUUCCUCAAUGAGUUUGUGGCCUACGGGAAGUUAUCCACGUUGAAGAGCAACAGACUCAAGGGGCUGGAUGCAGUUAUUGACGGGCAGAGACAAUGGCUUUCAGUGCGAUCAGAAAUAAUCACCACUUACGCUCUGUGUGGCUUUGCUAACUUCAGCUCCCUUGGCAUCAUGAUUGGCGGCCUGUCCUCUAUAUGCCCAUCUAGAAGAGGUGAUGUCUCAACUUUGGUGCUGCGUUCAAUGAUCACAGCCACUUGCGUGUCGCUUGUCAAUGCUUGCAUUGCAGGGAUUCUCUUUGUCCCUCCACUGGACUGUGUGAAUCUCUUCAGUGAGUCGGCCUUUAAUGGCACAGAAGCUAACUUGCAAACCUGCUGCAACGACCUCUUCGCCAGCACCAUCAACAACGGGACAUUCUCAUUCAAAGGCUCGUGGAGCACGGUCGCAAACGCCACCUUGUUUUUGUCCAAGUGCUGUCAGUGCUGUGACCUUUCUCAAGACGCACUUUGUAUGUAGAGGAAGUAAACGCUCUCUCACCUUUUCCCUAUAGUUCAGUUGCACUUACCAUACACGUAUGUCACAUGUAUUCAUGUAGAUUAGGCUGCCGAAAGACCUUUUUUACUGGAGAACUACAGUGGGUCUGGAGGACUUUUUACCUGAUUCCUGUGAGAAUCCUGCGUGUGACUGAAACAUUAAAGAUUGGGGGUCGAUAAAUUUAUCCAGGACUAUCUGCAGUGUGCUCUAACAACCACCAGGUAGCACCUGUGAGUAGGUAAUACCAGAACGUGUGUAGAGAGAGUAUGGCCUACUCGGUUUCAAAGUUGGUAGCAAACAUGGCGCCCUGUAGUCAUGUGAGGGACUUUUGACCAAUUAGAAAAAUGAGUGGUCAAAAGCCCCUCACGUGAGUACAGGGCGCCAUGUUUGCCACCUACUUUCGACCCGUGUUGGCCACACCCUCUCUGUACAUGGCUCUGGAUAAUAUCAAUCAAUCAAUCAAUCAAUCAAUGUUUAUUUAUAUAGUCCUAAAUCACAAGCCACAACAACAUCCUCGGUACAGGGCCCACAUAAGGGCAAGGAAAAACUCACCCCAGUGGGACGUCGAUGUGAAUGACUAUGACAAACCUUGGAGAGGACCGCAUAUGACCCUCGGCAGGGUCCUUGAGGGUGCAUGGGAGUUUGCCCAACCAGUCUACAUGUGCUUUGUGGACUUGGAGAAGGCAUUCGACCGUGUCCCUCGGGAAGUCCUGUGGGGAGUGCUCAGAGAGUAUGGGGUUUCGGACUGUCUGAUUGUGGCGGUCCGCUCCCUGUAUGAUCAGUGUCAGAGCUUGGUUCGCAUUGCCGGCAGUAAGUCGGACACGUUUCCGGUGAGGGUUGGACUCCGCCAAGGCUGCCCUUUGUCACCGAUUCUGUUCAUAACUUUUAUGGACAGAAUUUCUAGGCGCA